Messenger RNA from Lindgomyces ingoldianus, 2098 nucleotides. RefSeq lists its product as uncharacterized. Lineage: Eukaryota; Fungi; Ascomycota; Dothideomycetes; Pleosporales; Lindgomycetaceae. Bases 457 to 1713 code for a protein of 418 amino acids. The transcript is spliced from 2 exons. The record is from RefSeq and is a predicted model, not a curated record.
UUCCUCUUCCCAAAACCCAUAUUCUCUCUAUAUCAACAUAACCGAGUAUUCAAUUACCUUUUUCACUUUUUUGGGGCACUGCGAUGACCCCUAAGUCUUAGCCAUAAGGAUAGUCUUCCUCGUGUCAAGCGCAUGAGUGAGACCAGUCCCUCCGGCCUUCAUAAGCUCCCUCCUGUACGGAAACCCUCCUUCUCAGACCAGGAACUUCCAAACAAGUCUUUAUGUCAUUUACAACGUCAAGCACGUCUUUGUUCCAAAUAAUAGUGGUAAUUGCUUCCCUAUCCUCAUCAUCACUCCUGCCUUUUCUCCCGCCCAAACUCCCUGCCUAUUUCACCUAAACCAAUUUCCAUUGGAUCAGCCUAUUCCGCAUCACCUUUUCAGUUUACCGCUGCACAGGCGCCGAUGUGCCUCUGAUCUCUCAUUCCACGACUUUCUACUCCACAGACAGCCGCGAAUAUGGAAAGAUACGAUGAGUCAACCGGCCAAGUCUAUACCGAGACCACCACUCCGGUUCAGUCCAUGAAAUUCCAAUUCCUAAACAAAACCACCGGGUGGAAGGAAGGCCUCAAGAAAUAUCGAAACAGAGGGCCAGGACCAGCAUCAUUAUACGAAAUGGCUCUUCACUCCUGUGCUUACAAUGCCGACCGUUUCCUGCCUGAAACUUUGAAAUAUUGCCAGUGGCACUAUGGCGAGAAAAUCUACAGAUAUCUGAAACAGACUGACACGGAGACUGCCAUGGUGUGGAGUAUCUUCAAAGCGGCAUAUCCAAAAGAAAUCCACCAAAAUAGUUACCACGUUUUGAAUCCGAACCCGGCAGGCGUUCGCGAACUCUCACACGGACUAGAAAUUAUGGGGAAACAGCUGUUGUCUCUUUCCCUGGAAACAUUGUCCUUCCUCUGCGUUAGCAGUUAUCACAUCAACUCAGUCCAUCUAAAUACUGACUUGCUUAACUUCCCGAACCUCGCUGUGCUUGUCCUAACGCAGAAAAAGGUUGGCACAAGAAGAGCAACUGGGGGUGAUAGUCACAUGAUCCAGUGCUGGGGUCGAGCUGUCCAUGAGAAACGUGCCUUCACUAGGCUUCGAGUCCUCGCUCUUAGGCGCUUUGACAUCAGCCUUGAAGUCUUGAUGAGCCUCAGCCUGUUUCCAGCACUCUACCUCUGCAAUUUAGAUUCGGAGUUCAUCACACUGGAUCUACGACAUCCACUGAAAAAAGGAAGGCAAUUUAAAACCCAGUGGAAGCAAAUAUGGCCUGAUCGGCAUAUAGUACCCCCUGUCCUAGAGAGUAGCUUAGGUGCGCGACAGACUGACUUGGCGGGGAGAAAUGGGGAUGGGAAUGACAAUAGCAAUCCGGAGACAACAUGGCAACGCCUCGACUUUUCAGUGCCACAGAAAAUGGAUAUCCUCUACGAUAUUGCCGCUGCUCGACUUGAGGAGGAACAUUCUAUUCGUAUAGACCGUUCUCCCGUCGUCGCGCUGCAAUACCGAGCCAACGCAAGUCACCACGACAUUUGGCCGAAUCUGAAGAGUAUAUCCAUAUGGCUUACGAGGUCUGUCGCGCCGGAUCAACAACAUGCGGAUCCAAAGGGACAACCUCAAGAUAUGGAAGCCAAUACAAGAGGGGAAGAUGGCUCCGGGAACAAGCGAAGAAAGGUACGCGAGGGGAAGCAGAAGGACAUCAGGUCGUUGUUGGAAAUCUUUGCUCACCAGGUGUAAAACGUUGGCCAAGUUAGCUUCAAGGGCGGUGGGUGGCGAGAACUGAGAUUUUAAAGCUUCGACGGUUGGGACCAUUUCGGCUCUUGCAUAUCAACUUCUGUUCCGGGAAUAGGGUGUCUUUCGGCUUCCGCAUGUUACUUCGAGCUCGGCGUUCUAACUAAAAUGGCAUACCCGGCGGGAGGAGGCCAUGUCAAUUCAUACCCAUUUUCUUUUGGGGUUGAAGGAGCGGCAAGUUGGGAUUUUAGGAGACGUUCGGAGGUAUCUGCGGGUUGAAUGGACUCAGCGAGACAACCAAGUCUAUUUUUCAUAACGACUGUAUGGAAAUGCUGUAUAUUAAUUUCAUGUACCAUAUUAAAGGGCUCAGAGACGGUGUUGAAUCUCUGAG